ACAUUAAUCAACCUAACCAACAACAAAUUUGUGCAAUAUUUCCACUUGUCCGUAAAACCUUUGGCACUCCAUAUUAUAAACAUGCCAACAAAUGAGACUAAAAAACAACAACAAACCGACUAAAUUAAUAUGUCGAGGCUGUAAAAACAAAAAAAGGGCACACAAUUCUUUUAUUGUUUGACAAUUCCAUCAAAUGUUAAUGGACAUUUGGCGCAAAAUGCGCCACCAUAACAGCUUACAAGCAGCAGCAACAAACACAAAAGAGAAAUGCAACACUUGUUGGUAGAAAAAAUUACUACAAAAUACUACCACUCCAACAACAACAACAGUAAUACGGCGCUGUAGAUCCGCCACAAAACGCAUAGCAGACCACCACAAACAACAACAACUAAUAGGCGCGCCUACUCCACUCUAAGUAAGCAGAGUACAGUAAUGUAAGGCGCCCAGCUACAGGGUUGGGGUUGUUUCGGCUUUGGUAAGGGUUGCUGUGCUGCCACUUGCCACGCGUGUGAGUGAGGGUGGCCAUUGGCGAAUUCUUUGCUCCAUUUUGCUGUGCGCCUAACACAAGACGCUGUGCGGCGCGCGCGCGCGCUUUCACACAAAUCAAGCUCGCAUAGCACGCACUCACUCCCUCCCACUUUCUUUCCUCGUCACUAGAAUAAUAAAGAAAUGUCCUGCUAACAUUUAAGGGGGGCGACACAUAAUAAGCGCGCGUUUGAGUGAGUGUCCGCACGAAGAAUUGCGCGUGUGAGCGCGCGAGGAUGAAGAAAACGAAAGGAAAAAAAAAAAACAUAAAAAUGACCAAACGGCCCAACUGACGACGAUGACGAGAACAACAUAGACGAGUGGUCAGUCGCUAGGUGGCGAGCGUGUAAAAAAAGCGCGAAAGCAAGCUUUUGGUCAUCGUCGCAUUGGGCGCCGAAGAUUCGUUUUUAUCAAUUCCAAUUCGGUUGCGCGCUCACUAGCUCGCUCGCUCGCAUGUCCCCAUGUGGUUCGUCGCUAUGUACAUAUGUACCUAUGUACGCUGAGUAAUAUUGCAAGCAGGCAGGUUUGAUGUGGUUUGCUUGGCUGGAUGGAUGGAUGGAUGGAUGGACGGUUGGACAACUGACAGACCAAUGUUGUUGACAUGAGAUACUGUGUGCCGUGUUGUUGUUGUUGUUGUCUUUGUUAGGCAGUAAUGACCAACACAUAACAUUUUUCUAGCGCUUUUAUGCGCGCGCCUGCACUAUUAGUUUCUCUAGGUGUGUGUGUGUGUGUGUGCGCGCUGCAUGCAUUCACUCACUCACUCGCCUCGCGCUCGCUCUCACACGCGCUCUGCCGACGUCGCCGCGCAUAGCGCAUCACAGCGCCCUAGCCGCAGCGCCACUACCAUUACCAUAUUCUAUUCGAUUCUAUUCUAUGCGGUGUUAGGCGCAAUGAGUUUGUGUCUGUUGGUCGACACUGGCAUUGUGUGACAGCCAGCAAUUGCAGAACCUUGGUGCACGUAGUCGCAAACGCACGCUACUGGCGCACCAUCACGGACGUACGACGCGGAUGAAUUGCAACGCACGGCAAGCCGACUGACUACGUCAUCUAUCAGUAUCAAUAUCAAUUUACUAACAACAAAAUAAGAAUAUGCGGCAUGAGCACACACAACGUCAUAACAACUAAAUGAAAAUUGCAAAAAAUAAAGAAAUCUUAAAAAGAAACUGAGCAAGUGGCAGCUAAAAAAGCUAACGUUGAAUAAAAAAAAAUUUGAUGUGCAUAAAAAGUGAAAAUUAAGCAGAAAUUUACAAAAAAAAUCGAGAGAAAUUGUGUAUUAACUCAAAUAAACUGUUUCGGUGAACCAAAAAAAAAAACAAAAAUAAAAAUAUUAAAAAUAACUAAAUAUUGUGAAAUUUCAGAAAACUGCAAAAAAAAUUAAAGUGUACCAAAAAAAAAAAUAUUUAAAAAACAGUUUUGGCAAAAAUUAUAAAAAAAUCGUUGAAAAAAAUUUAAGUGCUGAGAAAAAAGUGAAAAAAAUCACCAAAAAAUAUUGCACUGCUGUUGAAAUACGCUAGCAAAGGACAAAACAAAAAAACAACAACAAACAAGCAGAUAAUUAAUAAAGCAAUAAUAAUCUGCUAGACGCUCGGACUUUACUGAUUGAUUGAGUGUUGUGAUUGGUUGGAAAAUAAUUUACGUUGAAAGCAAAAAAUGCACAAUUCGCUGCUUUUUUCCAUAAUUCCGUAAGACAAAAAACACGCUGUGAAUAAAAACAACAACAAAAAUAUAAAAUACACACACAAAAAGCACAGACUUGAGACACCAAAAACAGUUGGUACAACAAAUAUUUAGAGACGAAAAAAAAUUACCAAAAAAAAUUACAACACAAAAUUGUUUACAAUAAAUUACAACAACAAAUAAUAAUUUAAAAAUACUAAAACUCACAUUUUUGUUGGUGGCGGCUUAUGCAAAAAAAAAACAGUUGAUGAAAAGUGAAAAAAUAAUCAAAAUACGUUACAACAACAACUCAGACUUCUCAACCAAAAAAAAAAGUUUAAAUAAUUUACACUUGUUUACUGCCGAAAAAAACUGCAAGUUUGACACGUCGAAACACCGGAAAAUAUUGUAAAACAUUUAACGCGUUUAUUUUUCGCCCAAAAAAAAAGUUUACAAAACAACAAAAGCAACAAAAAUUGACAUUAACGCGCUGCAGCGGCUCGGCGUAGACGAAGAAAGUCGCCGAAAUAAGCAACAAAUUGCAUUUGUUUUUGUUAUUGUUGUUGCUACACAUAUGCUUUUUGUCAAACAGUGAAGAAAUAAGUGCAUUUUAUUGCCGCCAAAGUUGCCACCUAAAAUUCGUUUAUAUUAUUUAAUAUUUACAACCGCACCGCUUCAUUAAACAAAAAAAAAAAUAUUUACAACAACAACAAAUUGCAAAUAUUCACAAAAAUAUUAAAUAAAUUUCAUUUUCAACAAAAACAGAAAAAAAAACAUUUAAAAUCUGUUUCACGCUUAUAAUAGAUUUCCGAAAUUAGCUAACUGUUUUUCGGUCUCACAGGCAUGCACUCAUAUGUGUUUGUGUGUUUAUGCAUCACUCUGUGUGCGCGUGUGUGACAAAGUUACGUACCGUUUAAUUUUACAAAUGGAUUACAUCUGCGCUUCACAAACUGGAUGGUAUACAGCAGCUUUGAGAGUCAAAAGUGGCAUUAUUGCAACAACAACAACAACAACAACAACCAUAAUAAAACCAAAAGCAGUGAAAGCAAUUAAUAUAAUAAACACAGCUGAUACUGCGAGCGGAUUAAAAAAGAAAUUCAACAGCAAUUUGGCAGGAAACGUGCGCGCAUUGAAUUGCUUUUAAAUAUUUCUACUUUAUGUGAAAGUUCAUAAUAAACCCCGAACAAAAUCAAAAUUCCAAAUUUAAACUCAACGUCUAAACAUUCACAAAGUGAAACACCACACAAUACAAAAAUAAGCAACCAUACAGCUUUCGGUAAGAACAUAAACAACUUUGGCCUCUUCCCUUCUUCACAACAUACACGAUAUACAACUGCGGAAAAUUAAACCGGUUAACCGUUAUAACAAAUAAAAAAUAAUAAUAAAAUAUUUAAACAAACUCUAAACGGACUUAAGUACAUUUAGCGCAAAAAAGUGGCUAUGAAAAAAUUUAACUUCUCGGCAUUAACCAAAAAAAGUAUAUUAAACCAAAGUGAAAGCGCGAUUUAUUAGUGUUGGCAAACCAAAUAUAAAAAAAAUCAGCAAAUUUAAAGUGAAAAUUCCGCUCAGUUACAGAUUUUUGGCAAAAAAUAUUUUUUUGUAAAAGCUGUUUUCGAAGUGAAAGCUUAUUUGAAGUGAAAGCUCUUUUGAAGUGAAAGCUUUUUUGAAGUGAAAGCUUUUUUGAAGUGAAAGCUUUUUUGAAGUGAAAGCUUAACUGAAGUGAAAGCUUAAUUGAAGUGAAAGCUUACCUGAAAUAAAAGUUCUUACAAGUAAAACUGAAAAAGUGAAAGCUUAUCUAAGCUCAUUUCAUAUUACAUGUUUAUUGUAAAAAAAGUGAACGUGGAAUUCGAAAUCAAAGCAAAUUUUCGAAACAAUAAUACAUACAAAAGCUUUCUGCAAUCGAAAGCUCAUUCCGCUAUAGAGUUGUAUGCAAUUUGAAAACCAUAUGCUCUACUUGCUCUCUCUCUCACACUCUAAUUUAUAUGUCACAUACAGUUUCCUGCUGCGAUUUUCGUUUCUUUUUUCCCACAAAUUGUGAAUUUAUGAAAGCUCGUGCUUUAAUUUUUGUGCAUAUGAAAAGCAUUAAAAAUCAAAACUAAUUUCAAAUACAACAGUUAUUAUUUUCAACAACCAAAAAAGUGUAAACAACAGGUGUGUUCUCUAAAAAAAACAACAACAACAAAAUUUCGUGCAACAAGUCAUUUGUCUUGUGUAAAAUAGAAAUAUAUAUAAAAUAACGGUACAGAACAUAAAUCAUAACAUAACAGCAAUAACAACGGUAAAGCAUAACGGUUACAUCUUACACUGAUAUCGACAACAAAAGCAACACAGCAACAACAACAAAAAAAACCGGCAACACGGCCAAGCAAAAUUUUUAUCUUAUGGAUUGCUGGACGGGUAACGCCCGACUGGCGAGUGUUUUAGUUUAAGCAGCGUAAGCUGUCACCGACAUGGGCAGUGAGCACUACUGCUUGAGGUGGAACAAUCAUCAAUCCAACCUGUUAGGGGUGUUUAGUCAAUUAUUACAGGACGAGAGUCUGGUGGACGUCACAUUAGCUUGUUCAGAGGGCGCCCUCAUCAAAGCCCAUAAGGUGGUCCUCUCGGCCUGUUCUUCGUAUUUCCAGAGCCUUUUUCUGGACCACCCCGAAAAACAUCCAAUUGUGAUAUUGAAGGACGUCCGCUUAGCCGAACUGAAAACAUUAGUCGAAUUCAUGUACAAGGGCGAAGUUAACGUGCAAUAUUGUCAGUUGUCGGCUUUGCUCAAAACGGCCGAGUCGUUAAAAGUUAAGGGCUUAGCAGAGAUGACCAAUCAGAAUACAACACUCAGAGAGCCAGAACGUGAACCGGAUCGCUUGAGACCGCAUUCGCAACCUAUCAAAAGCACUUGUGACAGUCCCGUCGAUACAGCGUUAGCGAGCGGGUCCACUACAUCAACGUUAGCCGCCACCUCAGCCGCAAACUUAGCCACAUCAGCCGCUUCGUCGCCAGUCGCCGUCGCAGGCACAGCCUCAACAAACGCCAACGCGGUUGCCGCGACAACAGCGCCAGCUAGUACGACGCCAGUCAGCAGCACAGCGGCUGCAGUUGUUGCAGCAGCUGCCGCAGCCGUUGUAGCGGCCACACAGCAACAACAACAACAACAAGCUGCCACAGCGUCUGCCUCCACAUCAACGACGUCUACGUCCAGCACAAACGCCGGCACAGCCGGUACCGCAACCACGGCGUCUACAGCGCAACGCAAACGUGACGCUAGCGGUGAACGCGACGGCGGCGGCCCCGGUAGUCCGUCGUUAGCGCCACCAACAAAGCGUCAACCAAUGUCACCGGAACGCGACUCCUCACCGCUGCCACUUGAUCUCUACCAGGGGCGCGGUGUGGGCGAAGCCGUCACACUUGGCCGGACAUGUGGUGCGCGCGCCAGCAGCGAAGAAUGCGAUGCGACGGCGCAAGCCAUUAGCAAAAAUAACAACAAUAACAGUAGCAACAAGAACACGACAAGCAGCGGCGCGGGUACGCAGUCGACGCAUCACAAUAACGGUAACGGCGAUAACAAGACGUCCAGACAUCACGAUGACUCGGACGAUGAAGAUGACGAUGAACCGCAACACGACAUUGUCGCACUCGAUUCACCACCCGCACGACCCGGUUCGUGCAGCGUGCUGGACGCGGUGGAGAAAAUCGAAGAGCCCGAUAGCUACGAUGAAGAAAUGGAUCUAGACGACGAUGUUGAGGAUAAUAGCUCGAACGAUGCGAUGCAUGGUUUGAAUAUGAAAAUCGGCGCAGCCAUAAGCCACAAUGCGGCUGCGCUGGCGCUACCCUCACCGCUGGGCGGCGGCAGUGGUGGUGGUGGCGGCGAUCCCGAGUCAGCGCGCUCAACGCCCGCUGCUGCAACCAGCUCCACGUCAUGCGGCGGACUCAUACUCGCCUCGGAUCUCACACACCAGCAACAGCGUGCGACCUCGCGCAGUCCACGCGAUGCGGCGAGUCUUGAGCGACCCGGCAGUAGUGGCGUUUGCGGUUUGCCCUCGACCUCGGCGUUGGCGGGCAUGAGCCCCAGCUCGUCGGCGGCGGCAGCAGCUGCUGCGGCCGGCAGUGAUUCGCUGGCCGGCACGUCCAGUCUGGGGCCGGUGCAGUCGGUGCCGCUGUCACUCAAGAAGGAGAUCGACUGCAGCGAGGAUGACAACAGCAACAGCCGUCAUAUGCAUCAGCCGCGUUCAGCAUCGGCGGGCGGUGGUUUAGGCGGAGAUUUGGAUUAUCGCCUAGCCACACAUGAGUCGCUCUUUCGCCACUUCAGUUUUCCGUUCGCAGCUAUGGGUAGCAGCAGUGGCGCCACUGUGGCAGCCGGCCCUUGUCCAGCACCGUUACCCUUUCCAUUCACACCAUUCGGUUGGUUCGACAUUGCUCCGUCCAGAAUUUUGGAUAUGCUGCGACAUCAGACUUUGCUGGCCGAAGAAGCUUUAAGCAGAAAUCAUAAUUUAAUGAACGCGCCGAAGGACUUGGCCCACCGUAUCAAUCUCGUUGAUUUUUAUCAGAAUCAUUCGCAUGCCAACACUGCCGAUUUGCUUGCUGGCGUAACAGUACCCAAUAAUAGGGCGAGUACUGUUAGUCCAGUUAAGCAGACAACAACAUUACCACAACAACAACAACAUAAGCAAGCCGAUCGCAAUGCAAUAGUGCAACAGCAGCAGCAACCACAACAGUACAAAACGCAACUACACCACCAACAACCACAGCAACAACAACCAUUCAAUGUACGCUAUCCCUCACCAGCUGCAUUCUUUCAUCAUCAACAGCAGCAGCAACAACAACAACAUCUUAAGCAAAUGUCCAGCCGUCAAGGCACACCAUCACCUCACGCCACCGCCACCUCAACCCAAACGAAAGCCGAUAAUACCGCAUCCAUAACGACGCGCACAUCGGCAAUUGAGGACGAUGAUGCUGUCAUCGAACUCACGACCGCACACGAUGAAGCACGCGACAGUGGCCGUGAGAGCGCUGCGCACACCCCAAAUAACAGUAGUGCCGGCACCUCGAGCGGACUCGGCACUUCAGCCAGCGCUACCAGCAGCGGCGCACUUAGCAGCGCCUGCUCACCACUACUCUAUAAAGAAUCACUCGAACAAAUAUUGCAACGUCGUCGCUCCGGCUCCUCGCUGGGUGGCGUCAGUGACAGUUUACGUUCGUACACACAGCUGUUGCUCUCCUCGAGCACACCCGGUUGCACCGACACAUCUAGCUGCAAGGAGAAAAGCUCCUCAUCUUCUACCUCAUCAACACCACCACCCACCUCAGCGCUGCUGGCGCAACACCAAUUGCUCACGCAACGGUUGAACAGUCCAUCGGAGACAUCGUCGCUAUUCGGUGAGCCACCGAUCGAAGAGGAGACCCGUUGUGUCGUCUGCAAUGCACACUUUCCGAAUGUGUGGCUGCUGGAACAGCAUGCCGCACUCCAGCAUCCACACAUCGGACCGGGCGAGGAGAAACCGUUCAUUUGUGAGCAAUGCGGUCAAUCGUAUCGUUAUCGUUCCGCUUAUGCGAAGCAUAAGGAGCAGAAUCAUCGCGCUCGCUUGCCGGCCGACAAGCUCUUUACGUGCGACGUCUGCGGCAUGCAAUUCCGUUAUCUGAAAUCGUUUAAGAAGCAUCGCCUCAAUCACGCGCUAGAGCGCUUGCACGGCAAGAAGAGCGUGAUUGGCAAGCAUCCAAUGCAUCAUAUGCUGGGCGAACAGGAUGUGGUGACCAGUUCACAGGAGCCGAUGUUGCCCGAUGAGGGUGGUGAGGAUUUGCGCAUUAAUGUCAAGCGUGAACAAGACGAUGAUGAGCGUGAGCGACGUGAGCGCGACGAUCAGGAUUGUACCAUUGAUUCGGCUGGUAUGAUUAUUUGCAAUGACAACAACAAUGGAGCAGCUUUAGCUACGACCAGUGUGGCCGAGGCUAGCAUCAGCAGUUCAGAUGGAAUUCAUAGUACAAAUAAGGGGCCACGCCUUCUUACAACUCCACAAAUGGAAACGGAUCCCUCCUAUCAUCAUUUGCAACGCCAUCCACAACAUCCACAUUCACAUCACCAUCAACAGCAAGCACCACAACAACCGUUGCCACCACACUUGCAUAGCGGUGUUGCUGGCACAUCACUGCCACCACAUCAACAUCCACAUCCGCAUGCGGCUCUACCGCAUUCGCAUCAUCCACAUGCGCAUGCGCAUCAUGCCGCUGCAUCAACAUUGAACUCGUUGAACUCACUGAACUCAAUUACGUCGUUGAUCAAUGCCGAACGCAUACCGAACGAACAAUUCCUGGGCCUUAAUCCGCAAGAGGCUUCAAUACUCAAUUUUUUGCGUGUCGACGCAGCCGAACGUCAACGGGACAAACGCCCACAAACCUCACGUUUUGCCUGCCCCUUCUGCGGCAAGUGCGUACGCUCCAAGGAGAACCUCAAGUUGCAUGUACGCAAACACACCGGCGAACGACCAUUUGUGUGCCUCUUCUGUGGACGCGCCUUCGGUGGAAAAUCGGACCUCACACGCCAUCUGCGCAUACACACCGGCGAACGGCCGUACCACUGCGAAUCGUGUGGCAAGUGUUUUGCACGCGCCGACUACCUGUCGAAGCAUCUAACCACACACAUACACAAUGCACCACGCUGAGAUGAGGUGCGAAGGAGACAACGACUCCUUCGCAGAUAAUAGAAUGAACAGCCGACGGAGCUUUGGUCGGAGCGUUGUUGGUGGCGUUGGUGGUGCGACUUCGUGGCAGUCAAUGCGGCGGCGACGGAGAACAGCGAGGAGCAGAAUGCGGAAACAAGUGUGGAAAACGACAACCUCAACAACAACAAUGUGCAACGUUAAUUAAGUAUGGUUGAAAAUGUGUUGCUAAAUAUAACGGUAAAAAAAUAGUUAUUAAAGGGUUUAUAGGUCAUAAUAUAAGAUACACAGCAGUGCGCAAUGUGGAAAUUAACGAUAAAUUCGAAAAUGUUCGUAGAACCAUGCAUGUAAAUAUGCGGCACUGGUAUGCCGUUAAUAACAACCAUAACAAGUUGUGUGAACAGUUAGUUUUUUUUAAUUUAAUUUCUACAUUUUAACUCGCCCAAGGUGUUUUGCAAUUUUAAUUUUAGAAAAUAAUUUCAGGUUAAAAAUGAUUUUACAAGUUGAAAGUGCUGCCAAGCAGAAUUUCAGCUAAUAGAGAAGCACCAACGCGGGUAUUAGCUAUUACGUAUGGAAGUUAAAAAAAUAUUUUUUUUUAUCAGAGUUAGUUUUAACAUUUAAUUAAGUGUCUUAAUUGCACCCUAGGUGACAAGUUUACUUUUUAUAUUAAUUUCUAUUUUUAAUAUUGAAAAGAGCCUUUUGUUUCUGAACUUAGUUUUUGUACAGAAAUACUCACUUCAUUGAAAGAGAGGAGAACUACCAUGUUAUUCGUAAAGCAAACAGACCAACCUUAGUUGAAAUAAGAACGUUGAAAUAUAGUUAGAAUACUAUUUGCUAUGCUUAAAGAGACUUUAAUUAUUUCUGUAGAGGAAUUUAUAUACCUCUUCCAAGAUUUAUUUAAUUGUUUAUUUUGAAGUCAAGAAAACAGUUUCUAAAACUUAACUGUCCACAGAAUCCUUAAAAGCUUUGUAAGCUACAUAUAUGAAGAUUAUAAAGCUUAUUUUAAGUCCAAAGAUAUCACUUUCGUACAACUUCUCUCAAAUGUCCAUCACUGCCGAGAAUUCUCUUUUAUAAUUUUUUGUACUUUUUCGCAUAUUUUUUACAAGUGUAAUGUUAGGGUUCCAAUUAAUUAAACCGUAAUCAUUGUUUAUCUAAUGUGCUCAUAUCAUUAACGUAACCACAGGAACCUUUUAUUAACUUCAACAACAAGUUUCUUUAGUUCAACAAAUGCCAAACAUUUUAGUGUAUUCGAGAUAGUUUUUCGUUGGUUAAACAAUAUUGUUUCAUUAACCUUACAUGAUAACUUUUUUGAGAUUUGGUCUAACAGACGGUAAAGUAUGGAGCACUACGUUUUCAUAUCACAACCUGCACUAUAGGUUUGGGUUAUAUUAUCAAUACUAGAGCCGUCGUUACAAAACUUAAGAUCUCGAUUUCUAACAUGGAGAUCGAGUGGAACUCAUAAGUCCAGCCAGAAGCUUCGAUUUGGUUGAGUUUUAGUAAAGAUUUUAGGAUUUCACAAUCAGUGGGAUAUAGCAUAGCACAAGAUCACUUUUCGUAUUAUAACAUCUGUAUAAGAAACAAUCUCGAGACAUCAUGAGAUCACUUUAAAACAUCGAAUAAACAGUUUACCACCUUUUGUGUUCAUUUUGCGAACUGUUUGAACACUUAACUAUAUUACAAUUCUCAGUUGAUAAAGAGUAGUACCCACAAGACAGUAAUACCCUCUCUUUCAAUUAAAGUGUGUAUAUUUCAAGAGGCAACAACAACCUUUUAAUUUAAUAUAGAUUAUAGAAUAUAACAUAUACAUAAAUAUUUUGGUGCUGGCUACUUCUCAAAGAGAGCAGUUAUUUAGAAAGCGUUUGAGGAAAAGAAGAAAGCGGACGUGUGUGUGAAUAUGAAGGCAAAGAGACGUUACUAAGCCAAACAGAGGUUUUUUUUAUUCAAAUACAUAUUAUUUACAUUUAUACAAUAUGUUUAAGCCUCAUUUAAUUAAGUUUAAAUGAAUUAUAGUUUUUUUUUUCGCUAAGAAAUAGCAAAUAAAAGCAUCACAGGCAAUAGUGGUUAUAGUUAAGUUAGUGUGAGAACUAGAACAGAUGACGGUGAGCAAUGAGGCAAAUCUGCAGAAAAAUUUACACAGCUGAAGAACAUACAACAAAACCAAACAACCAAAAAAAAACAAAAAACACAGAAGGUAAUGCAAGAACUUAGCAUAAUUGAAAUACAAAUAUUUCUUGUAAAAUAUUAAAAAACAAAAAAAAACAUACGAAACAUGUGAGAGCAUAAAGAGAGAACACAACAAAACAAACUUACAAACAAACAAA
This is a messenger RNA of Zeugodacus cucurbitae (melon fly), 11140 nucleotides long. RefSeq lists its product as uncharacterized. The transcript has 11 exons. Bases 4632 to 8822 code for a protein of 1396 amino acids. Gene Ontology annotation, cellular component: nucleus. The record is from RefSeq and is a predicted model, not a curated record. Gene Ontology annotation, biological process: regulation of transcription by RNA polymerase II. Lineage: Eukaryota; Metazoa; Arthropoda; Insecta; Diptera; Tephritidae. Gene Ontology annotation, molecular function: protein binding.